AAAGACAGGAAAGCCCAUCCCUUAGAUUUGGCAACUAAGGUGUACAGUGCGGCCAGAGUGAGGUCAAGCGAGCGAUAAAGGCGUGGGCUUCCGGCUGGUGGCGAAAACUUUUCAACUGAAACACACUUUGAAUUGCUGCCUGGAAGUGCAGCCCGCACUGCUUUCACACCAGAGGCCUAACAGACUGAGACUUGGCGUUUCCGGACUGCCGGCUCCGCCGCAGGCCCUUCCCCAGGCCUGCAGAGGGCGCUGCGCUUCGGAGAGCCGAGGCGUGACGCCGCUCUAGCCAGCGUUUGAGCUCGCUGGCAGGCGCCGCAGCUCUGCGUCCGGCACUCUUCCUCGCAGUACAGGUUUCACGGGCACUCCUGGACCCUCCCUUGCCCUGAACCUGAGCCAGCACCAUGCACGGGCGCCUGAAGGUGAAGACAUCAGAAGAGCAAGCAGAAGCCAAAAGGCUAGAGCGGGAACAGAAGCUGAAGCUAUACCAGACAGCCACCCAGACCGUCUUCCAGAAGCGUCAGGCUGGAGAGCUGGAUGAGUCAGUGCUGGAACUGACAAGCCAGAUUCUGGGAGCCAACCCUGACUUUGCCACACUCUGGAACUGUCGACGGGAGGUGCUUCAGCGGCUGGAGAUCCAGAAGUCCCCGGAAGAGUUGGCCGCUUUGGUGAAGGCAGAACUGGGCUUCCUGGAGAGCUGUCUGAGGGUGAACCCCAAGUCUUAUGGUACCUGGCACCACCGCUGCUGGUUGCUGGGCCGCCUGCCAGAGCCCAACUGGGCCCGGGAGCUGGAGUUGUGUGCCCGCUUCCUCGAGGUUGAUGAGCGGAACUUUCACUGCUGGGACUACCGGCGGUUUGUGGCCGCCCAGGCAGCUGUACCCCCCGCGGAGGAGCUAGCCUUCACGGACAGCCUCAUCACCCGAAACUUCUCCAACUACUCCUCCUGGCAUUACCGCUCCUGCCUCUUGCCCCAGUUGCACCCUCAGCCAGACUCUGGACCCCAGGGGCGCCUCCCUGAGGAUGUGCUGCUCAAAGAGCUGGAGCUGGUGCAGAACGCCUUCUUCACUGACCCCAACGAUCAGAGUGCCUGGUUCUACCAUCGCUGGCUCCUGGGACGAGCUGAUCCCCAGGAUGCCCUGCGCUGCCUGCACGUGAGCCGGGAUGAGGCCUGUCUGACUGUCUCCUUCUCCCGGCCCCUCCUAGUGGGCCCCAGCACGGAGACCUUGCUGCUCAUGGUUAAUGAGUCACCCCUGUCCGUGGAGUGGAGGACCCCAGACGGCAGGAACCGGCCUAGCCAUGUCUGGCUCUGUGACCUGCCCGCCGCCUCCCUCAACGACCAUUUGCCACAACAUACGUUUCGUAUCAUUUGGACAGCAGGCGAUGCCCAGAAGGAGUGUGUGCUCUUAAAAGGCCGCCAAGAGGGCUGGUGCCGAGACUCAGCCACGGAUGAACAGCUCUUCAGGUGUGAGCUGUCAGUGGAGAAGUCCACGGUGCUGCAGUCCGAGCUGGAAUCCUGUAAGGAGCUGCAGGAGCUGGAGCCUGAGAAUAAAUGGUGCCUGCUCACCAUCAUCUUGCUGAUGCGGGCGCUGGACCCCCUGCUGUAUGAGAAGGAGACGCUGCAGUACUUCCAGACCCUCAAGGCAGUGGACCCGAUGCGGUCCGCGUACCUGGAUGACCUGCGCAGCAAGUUCCUGCUGGAGAACAGCGUGCUCAAGAUGGAGUACGCGGACGUGCGCGUGCUCCACCUGGGUCACAAGGAUCUGACGGUGCUCUGCCAUCUGGAACAGCUGCUCUUGGUCACUCACCUUGACCUGUCACACAAUCGUCUCCGAGCGCUGCCGCCAGCCCUGGCUGCCCUGCGCUGCCUCGAGGUAACGCACUCACUCCUCUGUCACUGUCUUGGAUGGUCCUUUCCCACUUCCUCCACCUCUGAAGUCUGCCCACCCUACAAAGAGAUGCCCAGGUGCUCCCAGUCCCCACAGAUGACUCCUGUCCUGCCCUCUGUUAGCCAGUCCGACCCCAGGAGCCCCUCCAGACAUCGUAAGCUGAUCACCCUGGGCUCCCUGGUGGCUUGUACCAAUCCCAGACUGACAGCUGCCUGCCCUGCCUUGCCUUCCCGACCCCCGCCCUGCUCCCCAGGUGCUGCAGGCCAAUGAUAAUGCUAUCGAGUCCCUGGACGGUGUCACUAACCUGCCCCGGCUGCAGGAGCUCUCCCUGUGCA
This is a messenger RNA of Phacochoerus africanus (Common warthog), 2218 nucleotides long. RefSeq names its product Rab geranylgeranyltransferase subunit alpha (gene RABGGTA). Gene Ontology annotation, cellular component: cytoplasm; Rab-protein geranylgeranyltransferase complex. The coding region runs from base 402 to 2153 and encodes 583 amino acids. Gene Ontology annotation, molecular function: zinc ion binding; Rab geranylgeranyltransferase activity. The record is from RefSeq and is a predicted model, not a curated record. NCBI's taxonomy places the organism in Eukaryota, Metazoa, Chordata, Mammalia, Artiodactyla, Suidae. The transcript has 15 exons. Gene Ontology annotation, biological process: protein geranylgeranylation.